CGGGUCUCGGGGUCGCGCCCGAGCACCAUGGCGGCGGCCGGGGCAGACCCGGGUUCUGAACCCGCUGGCGGCGCCCAGUUCUUCUGCACCGCGGGCCGCGGCCUGGAGCCGUUCUUGAUGCGGGAGGUGCGCGCGCGGCUGGAGGCCACGCAGGUUGAAUAUAUUUCAGGAAAAGUGUUUUUCACUACCUGUUCAGAUUUGCCCUCGAUGAAGAAGUUAAAGUCAGCGGAAAGACUGUUUUUGUUGAUUAAGAAGCAGCUUCCCAUUACGGUCUCCUCCCUGCACAGAGGAAGACUACUUAAUGAAAUGCAAAGAUUUAUAAACGAUGACCCAGGAAGCUGGCUGAAGGCGAUUUCACUCUGGAGAAAACUUCUCGACCAUGAUACAAAUGGAGAAAAGGUUUCUCAAGGGGAUGCUAACCCACUAAAACGGAAAGCAGGAGAAAAUGACAGUAUCACUCCUAAGAAAUUGAAAUUAGAGGAGAUGCAAGUGGUUGACAAGAGUCACGGGGAAAGCCAGCAGGACCAACCACAAGGCCCACUGGAGCAAGGGGAAACUCUCGCUAGAACGGACGAGCUCCAAGAGCAAAGACUCCACAGAGCCUCGGAGACGGCGGCGCAUGCUCAGAGCCCGGAGGACUUGACCUUCAGGAUUUCCUGUCGCUGCAGCGGGAGUAUCAGAAAGGUUGUCACCGGACAGGAGGCAGGAAGAGUGGCUGGACUGGCUCUCAUGAGGCAGUUUGGUUGGAAAGCUGAUUUGAGGAAGCCAGACUUAGAGAUCUUCAUGCACCUGAGUGAUGCCUACUCUGUGGUGGGGAUUCCUCUGCUCAGAGUUCCCUUAGCCAGCAGAACUUACCUCCAGACAGCGGGGCUGCGGUCAACCAUAGCGUGGGCUAUGGCAUCCAUUGCAGAAAUUAAGGCAGGAGCCCUGGUUUUAGAUCCAAUGUGUGGCCUUGGGACUAUACUUGUGGAAGCUGCUGAAGAGUGGCCAGACGUAUUUUACGUGGGUGCUGAUGUGAGCGACUCGCAGUUACUUGGCGCAUGUGACAAUCUGAAGGCCGCAGGCCUUGCACACAGGAUCGAGUUACUCAAAGGCUCUGUCGCAGAUUUACCACUGCCAGCUCAAAGUGUGGACGUUAUUAUUUCUGACAUUCCAUUUGGAAAAAAAUUUAAGUUGGGAAAAGACAUCAAAAGCAUUCUACAAGAAAUGGAAAGUUCCAGGUUCAUACAGACAACAUAGCACAGUGACUGAGUGUCGCGCGCCCAACGUCUCGCCAGCAGGAACGACGCGCAGACACCAGGAUCCUUCUGCAGCAAAGCGUUUAUUACAUCUUGAAGAGGAGAGACCCAAGCCCCAGAAUGGCGCUGCUUAUAUACACCCUAGCGCGGCGCGUCCACACCUGAUUGGUCGCUUACCCAUGAUCUCACUGGCACGCCCCGGGGUGGGCAAAGACCAGGCACGAAGGCACUCUUGAACAUGCGCACACAGUUAACUUCCUGAAAGGAAGUCGGCUGGCGCAGCAGAGGCCAGCGCCAUCUUGUAAUGGCGAAAGCUAUUCCGGCUUUCCACAUGGGGCGCAGUGGAAGCCAGCGCCAUCUUGUGGUGGUGAAUGUUAUUGCGGCCCUCUACAACUGAGAACACGGCCUCGGAAGCCAGGCGGCUUAUUCCAGGCUUGGCUGUGACUAUAAUUCCUCAGGCAUAAGCAGACAGACCACCCCGUGUUUGCUAAUUUUUCUAUCAUAGUGUAUACCUUCACGGAUUGUUCAGAGGGUUCCGGGGGUCCAAGGCAUUCAGAACAGUUCUUAGCACUAGACAGCACUCAGCUUCUUAGCCCCGACCCAGACUUCCUAGCAUAAGCCACUUCUUGGAAGGUGUGUGAGGAUAUAUAUUCACAGCUAAACGCAGAAGCCGUCCUCCUAAUAACCCACUGGGGUUUAUUGAUCUAGACAUCUAGAAAUCAAAAGAGGAGACUCGUGUUACUAAAAUUAAGAAAAAAUAAGUACUCUGUAAUCUUAGUCAUAAUGGCUGUGGAAAUAGAUGGUCCUGUGUGUCAUAUAGAACAGGAUUCCCCAAGAAGGAAUGUGGAUCAGACUCAGAUUGUCAGACAAAUGAUUGUGGGGAUAGCAAGGGCUGCACAUGCAGCUCACUUAAUGAUCUCUUCAAGACAGCACGGUUAGGAAUUUGAUGGAGCAUUUGGGCUUUCUUCUCAGCUGUUCCCAUGUAAAAUACAGGAGCAAAAUUUAAAAUGAACCUUGCUACCUUGAUGAAAGGAGAACGUUCCACGUGCUGAAGAGGCGCGGGAUGGUUUCAGGGAAGAAAAGAGUUUCCAGUAAAAUUUGGAGUUAUGAAAGAAUUUUCAAAGGGGGCCAUGUCUUUAUACAUGUUAAUAUUCAGUGAGUAAGGAAGCAGCAAAGCCACUCAAGGACCAGUGACCAAGGACACCAAACUUUCUGAGGCAGAAGGUUGCCAGUAGGUGGUUUAGAUGGCAAAGACCUCAUGUGCUCCAUGGUCCAGUAACGGCUUUCAGAAUCAUCUACACCAGGUCUUGCCAGGUCACAUGCAGAAGAGAAAUCUUUUCUAUGGCUUGGUAUACAGAGUUUUCUCACCCUUUUAACAACAGGACAUUUUAAAGAUAUUAUCGUCAAUAUCAAGAACCGAAAUACUGCUGCUAUUCAAGGCAAGCAUUUUGAGCAAUGUUAUAAUUUCUGAAUAGCCUUUUGUGAGAAAUUCUAUGUACAUGUGCAUGGAAAGAGGCCUAGAGGAGCACUCAUCAGAGAAGUUUGGUCACCUUUUCUCCUCUAUCCUCUCCAUUAUUUGAAAAAAUUGCAAUAAGUAAUUUGUUAAAUAUCAUGUGAAGCGUCUUGCCGUGCAUGUGCUACAAGAGGGAGGUGGCAAAUAGUCAGUAAUAUGAGCUAUCAUCAUUACCCAGCACUGUUACUGUGCUGCUACUGCAAUUAUGUCAUCCUGGGGUAAUUUCACAGAGGUAACAUUGAGGAUUGAAGAUAGUCUGUAUUGUUGAUAGAAUAUAACUAACCACUGUUCCAGAAAUCCUAUAACAGCCUCCAUCUUCAAAAAUGCUCACCCUCCCAGUGUUCCUGUCAAGGUGGCCGUUGUGGAGAAAGGGGACAGAAUACCCGGCUGGAGAGGGAGACCAUCCUGGCUGUGCUGUAGGCAUCGUCAAGAGAUGCCUGCCUACAGAGGUGGCAGCAGAAGGGUAGGGCCUGAAGCACACAAGGGGAGGCCUGUUAAGUGGAGAGAGAGCCGUGAGACCAAGUGGUUAAAGGCAGAAGCAUGUUAGUGCAUUCGAGUGACUGAAGGAAGAUCCUUGGCCAAAGAGAGGCAGGCAGGCAGGCAGUGGGUCUAAAACACAGGAGCGGGCAGACUACAGAGCAGCCUUGAGCACCACAGGACAAACUUCAGGCAUGUGCCUUCUUGAGUGGACACUGGCAAGACAUGGUGGGAGCGGGUACCGAGUGGACUCUUCCUUUCUGCCCUGGCCUUCCAUCCCCAGGCUUACUAACCAGGGCCACUUGCUGGUCCUAUAGCUUUUGACACUUGAUACCGUGCUCCUUUGGCCUCCAUGGCACUGCCAGUGUUCCAGCUUUCUCUACAUUUCCUGGUUCUCUUCCACAGUCCACAGAGAGAAGUCUCUGACUCUGCCUCAAGCCUUGGUCUCAGGACCCCCAGACUGCACACUUAGCUGACCUUUGGAACCCCUGAUACCAUCCAUGGCAUCAUCCCAUGCUGAGCUCUGCUCCCCUCUUUCUGCUCCCCCCACCAGGCUGAGCUGCUUUCAAUGCCUCCUGUUGCCUCUGUCCCCACUGCCUCCCAGGCCCCUUCCUGUCACUGGGCUAGCUCACUCCUGAGCCUGUUUUUGGAGCCUCUAGUGUGCACCUUGCAGCAUCUGCCUCACCCUCGUUGUCCCUUGCCUCUCCCUCACUGCUGUGACCUUUUAGUCACUCACGAGCUGUCACUGAUCCCAUGGAUGGGUCACUGACAGCCCUUGAAUGACUGAGUAAAUAAAUCCUCAAAAGCUGAUGUUUCCUGAUCCACUCUCUGUGGAUCCAUCCCUUAACCAACCGUCCCUAGUUCAUGUCCUGACUCCUCCCUGGCGGCUUCUGCGGGCAGCCUUUUCUUCCUUAAAUAUGCUAAUUCCACAGGGUUCUGACACUUGCCUGUCUUGUUCUACAAUCAUUUAUUAGAAUGCGACUACAAAUUACUUUGAAGCUUGCCUUCUAAGUAGAGCAAAAAUAGAUAAUUAAAGCAGAUUUGUACUAGAGAUUCCAUAAUUACUAUAAUGAAUAUGCAUUAUGGAAGAUGCUACCUAAUUAUCAAAACUCUUUUAUUUAAAUAGAUGAAAUUAAAUUUCAGAUUAACAACUAUUUUAAAUACAUUGGAACGGUUUGUUGUCUCAGAACACAGAAACACUCAUCCCAAUUACCGAUUGUUUGGGUUUUGGGUUUUUUUCCUCACAGAGUGCUGCACGUUGAUGGAGUCAUGAUCUUGUUGCUCAGUGAGGAUCACCACCGGCGUCUUACAGACUGUGGAGGCAGCAGCAUGCCCCCGACUUCCCAGGGCAACGUCUCUGACCCUGAGAUGAAGAUGCUUUUGAAUCCUGACAGAACUGGUGCCCCAGACACAGCAUCACCUUCACAGAAAGCAAGCAGCUUGCAAAGUCUGGGCAGGCCAUUGCCCUGUGGCUCAUUGGUGCCAGUGGAGUCCUUCAAAGUCAGCCUUGGCAAAACAGAUGCUUUCAUAUGUAAGUAUAAGAAGGCAUCCGCUUCGGGACUGUCCCCAUCCCGAUGCCAUGAGCCAGGUGCACAUCCUGAGGUGGCAGCCAUGCAAGGAUCCCCUGGUCUCCAGGAUUCCAUAUGCCCCGGAGCUCCAAGCGCACAGCCUCUACCGGUGGGCAUGGCCAAGAACACAGCAGUCCGAUGAGGCGCCCUGCUUUGUCCUCUCCAGUAUUCAGCUCUUAAAGAACAGCGGAUUAAGAUGUUGGAAAGACUUGAUGUAAAAAGUACUUCUUCCCAAAAGUCUGACUUGAGGAAACCUUUAUGUGUAACUUUUUUAUAUAUUAAACUUCAUCUUUUUAAACCUA
Rattus norvegicus (Norway rat) is the source of this 5098-nucleotide messenger RNA. Lineage: Eukaryota; Metazoa; Chordata; Mammalia; Rodentia; Muridae. The record is from RefSeq and is a predicted model, not a curated record.